Molecule: messenger RNA, 1649 nt
Organism: Geodia barretti
Lineage: Eukaryota; Metazoa; Porifera; Demospongiae; Tetractinellida; Geodiidae
Source: the annotation of a GenBank genome assembly
UUGGGGGCCGCUAUGUCCCGAUUGUUUAUUCCCGUUUUGCUGAUGUUGUUGCCCCGGAUUUUGCCCACCAUCAUCCGGUACGUUCUGCUGGUCUGGCGGCUUACCUUCGACAAACGGGUGAACAUUAUCAUCCGUUCGCUGGUGCCCCUGGGCCUGGUGUACCUGCUGUGGCCUUUUGACCUGAUCAAGGAUAACAUCCCCAUCAUCGGGCGGUUGGACGACGUGAUAAUCCUGGGGAUGUCGGUGCUGUUCCUGGUGAAGCUGGCGCCGCAGCACGUAGUGGACGAACACCUGGGUCGGGCGGCACCCUCGGAUCGACCCGAGGACAAGGACCCGUCGCAGGUGGUGGACGGCAAGGCCCGCUUUGUUGACGACGACCCUAGUUCCUGAUGGCUCGACAGGCUCACUAUGAGCGGGGUUCUGAAGACCGGAUGACAAGCGACGUGGCAGUCCUGCAGGACACGGGCAUUUCCCUUUACAUCCACGUUCCCUUCUGCCAGACCAAGUGUCCCUACUGCGACUUCAACACGUACCAGGGCAUCGAGGGCCUGAUGUCUCCCUUUUUGGAGGCGCUGGUGGCGGAGAUUGCCGCGUGGGGACGGUCACUGGGAGGACCGCCGGUGAACACGGUGUUUUUCGGCGGCGGGACACCCUCCUACCUGCCCGACGGGUCGCUGGGGGAAAUCAUGGCGGCGGUUGGCGGGAGUUUCCAGCUUCGGGACGACGCGGAGAUUACCGUGGAGGCCAACCCUGGGGACCUUACUCCGGCCAAGGCGGCAAGCCUGCUGGGGCAAGGGAUCAACCGGGUAAGCAUCGGUGUGCAGUCACUGGACAACGACCUGCUGAAUCUGCUGGGGCGCCGCCACGACGCCGACGGCGCCAUUGCCGCUUUCCGCACGGUCAGCGAGGCGGGGUUUGACAACGUCAACCUGGACCUGAUCUAUGGCCUGCCGCGACAGACGCUGGGACAGUGGCAGGACACGCUGCAACGACUGGCAGAACUGGAGCCGACGCAUAUUUCGCUGUACUGCCUGACGGUGGAGGAGGGUACGCCGCUGCACCGCUGGGUGGAGCAGGGGCAGGUGCCGCGCCCCGACGCGGACCUGGCAGCGGAUAUGUACCAGUACGCCCGGGAUAUUCUGGGAGAACGAGGCUACCACCACUACGAGAUAUCGAACUGGUCGAAGCCGGGGCUGCCGUCGCGGCACAACCUGGCCUACUGGCGGAACGUGCCCUACCUGGGAGUGGGCCCCGGAGCCCAUUCCUGCCUGGUGGGCUACCGGUUCUGGGACAUGGACUCGCCGCGGGGGUACAUCGCAGCGGCAAAUGAGUGGGCCGGCAAGGUGGGUUCGACGGUUGAUGCAAUAACGGGAGAGUGGCUGGAAUUGGUGGGGCCCGUGGGUGGGCAUGAGCCGAUAGAUGCUGACCUGGCGGCGGCGGAGACGAUGUUCCUGGGGCUGCGACUGCUGGACGGGCUGGACCUGGCCGAGGCGUCGGGACAGAUGGGAGUGAACCUGGGAGAGCGUUACCGGUCCCAGAUUGAUGAUCUGCUCAGGUUGGGGCUGCUGGAACAGGAGGAUACGGUAAUCCGGCUGCACCCUUCGGCCUACCUGAUUGCCAACCAGGUAUUCACCCGAUUCCUGGACUGA